UGGAAUCCACUCAAUGGUGUAACCUAGGAUUCUUGAGCUGGGGCUUGUGUACUCCCGAGGAAACCAAAAUGUGCAUAUGUCCAAUUUCAACCGUCGGAUGAGCUUCACCAGCUCUAAAUAGUUUAAUCUCAAGGUAAUUCAGCGGGUGGAAGAAUGAGGAUGACAUUGGCCAAGGAGGAUGUCAAUUUUUUGUUGUGCAAAACAAACAAAUUUCUUAACUGAAUCACUGCUUUUAAUCAUUAGACAUGUUCACAAUUAUACCCUUUUCUCUUUGUUAAUAUCACCAGAACAAAUCCUCUCAACUCUUUUUCUUCUUUUCUACUUCUUCUAUUUACUUCUCAGAAUUUCUCAGUUUCUUCAACUUCUUCUUGAAAUGACUCACUUCUAACCUCACUUGCAGUUUUCAAGAAAGUCUUAAAUGAAGAGAUAGUUGUAGCUCAUCACCAUCCACUACGCUCAAAUUGUCAAGAGUUGAAGAAUCGAAACUAAUUGAAGGGCAAGAAACUGGACAUUGGUUUCGCAUUUUUGUGUUCCAUGCCAAUUAUCCACUUGUAGUCUUGUAGCUUUCUCCAUUCAUACUGCACUAGUUAUUUCAGUUACCCAAGUUACGAGCUAUCCCAGCACCGGCUAAUGAUCUCGAAAAGGUUUUCAGCUUGAGUUGUGGAGAAGAAAACAUUGAGACAUCAGUACUUGGAAAAAUGGACAUGGCUGAAGAAAGCAAAGAUAAGUUCCAUCACUCUGCUAGAGUAUUAGCCAUGCUUGGUCAAGAUCUUAACUGUCUUCCUCAUCCCAUCACUGAAUCAAGAAUGCCGGAAAAUCUUCAACAAAGUGACAAACUUGAAUCAGACGCUGUAGUGAAGAAUAACAAAAAGAGGGCAGCAACAGACCACAUAGCUAGAAUUGCUUUAGCCGAUCUUGCAAAAUACUUCGACCUUCCAAUAGCAGAAGCUUCAAGAAAUCUGAAGGUUGGACUCACUGUGCUCAAGAGGAAAUGCAGGGAACUCGGUAUACCUCGUUGGCCACAUAGGAAAAUCAAAUCCCUCGACACUCUCAUACGAAAUCUUCAGGAAGAGGCAACAAGGCAGGAGAGAGAGAACAAAGCAGCGGCAGCUAUGGCUGUAACGAAGAGGCAAAAAAUGCUAGAAAGAGAAAAACAAGGCAUAGAGAGUAAACCAUUCAUGGAAAUACAAAAUGAGACUAAGAGAUUUAGACAAGAUGUUUUCAAGAGAAGACAUAGAGCUAGAGUUGUUAACAAAAGAUGCUAGCCAUAAUGGCCACAUCUCCAUUUAGCUAGAUGCCUUCACAUUCCAGCAACAAACAAUGCAUAAAUAAU
Messenger RNA from Papaver somniferum (opium poppy), 1333 nucleotides. Its product is annotated as protein RKD5-like. The transcript has 5 exons. The record is from RefSeq and is a predicted model, not a curated record. Bases 699 to 1265 code for a protein of 188 amino acids. Gene Ontology annotation, molecular function: DNA-binding transcription factor activity. Lineage: Eukaryota; Viridiplantae; Streptophyta; Magnoliopsida; Ranunculales; Papaveraceae.